UGCUUCGCAUUUUCUCUCAGCACCCGUUUUGUUUGUUCUUCGUGAGGGCAGGGGGCUGCGCCCAUUCCUUUGGUCAGUCCACACCCUUUCCUUUCCGAAGGGGUUCCAGGCGACGGCGUUGUCGGGAGUGAGAAGGAAGGAGAGAUCCCCGCAGCGAAGUGAGAAGGGAGGAGAGACGCCCGCACUUGAGAUGCUUCGCCCAGUUUGCUUUUCCGCAUUGUCGUCAGAGCUUCAACAUGUAUCUUCGCAAUGCUGAUGAAACCUUCAUAGAGAAGUUUCAUGGGGAUGGGUCUUCUAUUUUUUGAUGCCAGUUUGCAAGUUGACCCUCGACUUGUAACAAGGUUCCUUGUUUCAUUCCACUUGUAAGUGGACCCUCGACGUGCAACUGGGUCUUUUGUUUGAUGCCGCUUGCAAGUCGCCCCUCGACCUACAACGAGGACUUAUGUUUUCAUACCACUUGCAAGUGGUCCCUUGACUUGCAACUAGGUCUUCUGUUUUCAUGCCAUUUGCAUGUGGACCCUCGACCUGCAACUGGGUAUUCUCUUUUUCAUGCCAAUUGCAAGUGGAUCCUCGACUUGCAACUUGGUCUUUUUAUUUGAUGCCACUUGCAAGUGGACCCUCGACUUGCAACUCUGUCUUCUAUUUUUUUGAUGCCACUUGUAAGUGGACCCUCGACUUGCAACCGAGUUCCUUUGUUUUUCAUGCCACUUGCAAGUGGACCCUCAACUUGCAACUACGUCUUCUUUUUUUAUGCCACUUGCAAGUGGACCCUCAACUUGCAACAGGGUUCCUUUGUUUUUCAUGCCACUUGCAAGUGGACCCUCGACUUGCAACCAUGUCUUCUUUUUUUAUACUACUUGCAAGUGGCCCCUCGACUUGCAACCGGGUUCCUUUGUUUUUCAUGCCACUUGCAAGUGGACCCUCGACUUGCAACCAGGUCUUCUUGUUUUGAUGCCACUUGCAAGUAGACCCUCGACUUGCAACUGGGUCUUUUCUUUUUCGUGCCACUUGCAAGGGGACCCUCGACUUGCAACUGUGUUCUUUUUUGUUUCAUGCCACUUGCAAGUCGACCCUCAACUUGCAACUGUGUCUUCUUGUUUGAUGCCACUUGCAAGUCGACCAUCGACUUGCAACUCAGCCUUUUUCUUAGAUGCCACUUGCAAGUGGAUCCUCGACUUGCAACCAGUUCUUCUUUUUUUAUGCCACUUGCAAGUGGCCCCUCGACUUGCAACCGAGUUCCUUUGUUUUUCAUGCCACUUGCAAGUGGACCCUCGACUUGCAACUACAUCUUCUAUUUUUUUUGAUGUCAUUUGCAAGUGGACCCUCGACUUGCAACCGGGUUCCUUUUUUUAUGCCACUUGCAAGUGGACCCUCGAGUUGCAACCAGGUCUUGUUUUUUAUGCCACUUGCAAGUGGCCCCUAGACUUGCAACCGGGUUCCUUUGUUUUUCAUGCCACUUGCAAGUGGACCCUCGACUUGCAACUGCGUCUUCUAUUUUUUUGAUGCCACUUGCAAGUGGACCCUCGACUUGCAACCGGGUUCCUUUGUUUUUCAUGCCACUUGCAAGUGGACCCUCGACUUGAAACCAUGUCUUCUUUUUUCGAUGCCACUUGCAAGUGGCCCCUCGACUUGCAACCGGGUUCCUUUGUUUUUCAUGCCACUUGCAAGUGGACCUUCGACUUGCAACCAGGUCUUCUUUUUUGAUGUCACUUGCAAGUGGACCCUCGACUAGCACCGGGACCCUUUCUUUUUGAUGCCACUUCCAAGUGGACCCUCGACUUGCAACCAGGUCUUCUUUUUUUAUGACACUUGCAAGUGGACCCUCGACUUGCAACCGAGUCUUUUUUUUCAUGCCACUUGCAAGUGGACCCUCGACUUGCAACCGAGUCUUUUUUUUCAUGCCACUUGCAAGUGGACCCUCGACUUGCAACCGGGUUUUCUGCUUUGAUGCCACUUGCAAGUGGACCCUCGACUUGCAACUGCAUCUUCUAUUUUUUCAUGCCAUUUGCAAGUGGACUCUCGACUUGCAACCGGGUUCCUUUUUUUCAUGCCACUUGCAAGUGGACCCUCGAGUUGCAACCAGGUCUUGUUUUUUUAUGCCACUUGCAAGUGGCCCCUCGACUUGCAACCGAGUUCCUUUGUUUUUCAUGCCACUUGCAAGUGGACCUUCAACUUGCAACCAGGUCUUCUUUUUUGAUGCCACUUGCAAGUGGACCCUCGACUAGCACCGGGACCCUUUCUUUUUGAUGCCACUUGCAAGUGGACCCUCAACUUGCAACCGGGUCUUCAUUUUUUCAUGCCACUUGCAAGUGGACCCUCGACUUGCAACCGGGUUUUCUGUUUUGAUGCCACUUGCAAGUGGAGCCUCGACUUGCAACUGGGUUUUAUGUUUUGAUGCCACUUGCAAGUGGAGCCUCAAGGUGCAACCGGAAUUGAAUUGUUACUCACAACAUCCAGAACGUUUUGAUGAUGUUCUAAACUGAUGGACCAGAUAGGCGAAUGGGUAAGGUGGAAUCAUCUGCAGAAAAUUAGCUCCAUUGCCUUGCAUUUGAGAAAGCCUCGGGUCAAACACCAUUCCCAGGGUACUGGGAGCGCACAUGCUACGAUCAAAACAUACAGCCUUGUUUUUUUGAUUGAGAGAACAAGACAACAGAUCUUGAACCGGUGCCAGCCAACUGAUGUGCGUUUUUCCUACACACCAGCCUCUGUUUGUUUCUCCCAUCAACAGAUGGAAAAAGAGAGGUCAAAAGUAUAUACAAGGCAUUAAAGAUGCAAGUGAUAAGAAGAUCUUGGUUGACAUGCUGUUCUGGGCUAUUGACAAUCCUCCACCAGCAAAUUAUCUGCUUAUCUCUGGUGACCGGGACUUCUCUCAUGCCAUUCAUAAGCUUAAAAUGAGGCGAUACAAUAUUUUAUUGGCACAACCUCCAAACGUGUCUCAAACACUUACUGCUGCAGCAAAGAGUGUUUGGCUCUGGAAAAGCCUUGUGGCUGGAGAACCACCAUUAGAACAGUCACCAUACAUAAGCAGCACAUCUUGUGGCAAUAAGGAUGAUUUGGCUACAUCAAGGAACAUAGUUUCUCGUUCUUUGGAUGUGACUCAAGAUGCCAACCCUGAAGUGCAGAAUAUUUUGUGUGAUCGUCAAAGCGGUUCUAACGGCAUGGCAGAUAAGAAAUGUGAAGUUAAGCGACCUCGAGAAAUGGAGACAGACAAUGUGUCCAAACCAGCAAGCAAAAAGCAGCUGAAGAAGAUGAGUGGGCUGGCAAAUACCAGCACUAAGCAAACUGCUGUCAAGAAACCAACACAAGGGCAACUAAAAGCAGUCAAGGGGCAGGGCUUGAUCUGCUAUAAGUGUGGUGAUGGGCACCGUGCUGCAGAGUGCACCUUUAGUGGUGACUGCCACGGUUGUGGCCGACAGGGCCACAAGGACCGAGUGUGCAAAGUGAAUCCUAACAGCGUCGUCAAGUGGCAGCCGGCACAUGCACAAGACUUAGUCACGCCCUCACCGGGGUCUGUCUCCCGGCAGGCAGCCCCUCAUGUGCCUUCUCCACCUCCAGCUUCCCCCGUCGCGGCUGCGUCACCACAGACAACUGCUGAAACUCCUUCUGGUCCAACUUCGACACCACCACGGGAGUGCUUCUUGCAGGAGACUCCUGCCGUGUCAACCCCACCUCCGGCUUCUGCGGCUCCUGUACCGCCACAUACUGGUGUUAGCGAUUUUUCUGCCCCAGCUCACUCUGGAGUCUAUGCCAUGCCGACAGCUGUGUCAAUGGGUAAACCAGACGUGGUGACGCAGCAGACAUCUUCAGCCCCUCAUCCUCCUACGGCGGUUCUAGCUCACCGGCCAAUGGCAGGACCAGGACAGUAUCAUCAAGUGGGUGCUUCUCGGCCGUUUCCAGCUUGGACACCACCACCAUGGUGCUUCUUGCAGGCGCCUCCUGCUGUGCUGAGUCCACCUCCGGCUCCUGUGCCGCCACAUACCGGUGAUGGAAAAUUUUCUGCCCCAGCUCACUCUGGAGUCUACACCAUGUCAACAGCUGUGUCAUUGGGUAAACCAGAUGUGAUGACGCAACGGGCAUCUUCAGCCCCUCAUCCUCCUACGGCAGUUCUAGCAGCUCACCGAUCAGUCACAGGACAGUAUAAUCAAGUGGGUGCUUCUCAGCUGCAACCUGCAUCUUCAGCCCCUCGUCCUCCUACGGCAGUUCUAGCUCACCAAUCAGCCGCAGGACAGUAUCAUCAAGUGGGUGCUUCUCAGCUGCAUCUGGCAUCUUCAGCCCCUCAUCCUCCUACGGCGGUUCUAGCUCACCAACCAGUCGCAGGACAGUAUCAUCAAGUGGGUGCUUCUCAGCUGCAUCCAGCUUGGACUUUUCCUCCGGGCUACUUCUGGCAGGCAAUGCAGCUUCUCCUGCAGCAGCGCCGCUCGUGACUUCCGUGCCGCCCUGGCGUUGCAGCUUGUCCUGCACCAGCUCACUCCAGAGUCUACCCCAUGCCCUUCCCCUUUGGCAGGCCAUGCUGACAAAGUGACAAGUAUACUCCUAUUGGAUUCUUUGUAUGCCCUUCCCUUCAACCGCCUGAGAGGAGGAAGAGAGGAAGGAGGGCUAUGAUGAAGAAGAGGUGGAGGAGGUUUUCACUAGCUUUAUAGUAGGAGCGUUAGAGGCAAGUUGGGUUGGAGCUGCGACAGCUGCACCUUGCACUCUGGUUGAGGCAGACACCUAGUCCCAACACCUAACCUGCUCUGAUGGCAGAAGCAAGGCGAUGGUACGGAACUUGCAAUUUUGUUGAAGGGGCGUGGAAGCACUGGCGGCGGCGGCGGGGAUAAAUUUAAGAGAAGGGGGUCACGGCAUGGGAGAAGGGGAGAGAUAACGGGACAGUUUGAGGGAGUAGAAAUUCCGAAUCAUGUGGCGUACGUAUCUGCGUAUGUCAUUGGAUUGUACUGAAAACAAAGUCACAUGCAAGCUAGAUGUAACAAAUGACAGUUAGGACAUGGGACAGAUGACCUAGGAAUUAUCAGGUUUCUUAGGACAAGGCUUUUUGACAAGAAGUUACUUUCUUAAUAUAUGAUUUGUACCAGUCGUGAUUUAUACACCCUAGAUACUGUAAUGUGAGAAGUAUACAGAUAUACUAGCUCCUGGACAGCAGUACUGAGCUACGUGGGUUUAUUGGCGGCCA
Triticum urartu is the source of this 5167-nucleotide messenger RNA. The record is from RefSeq and is a predicted model, not a curated record. Lineage: Eukaryota; Viridiplantae; Streptophyta; Magnoliopsida; Poales; Poaceae.